CCAAAACUUCUAUCUUCCAAAAUCUUGAAAAAAAUAUGUUGUAGGUCCGAUCAUCUUCACCCCCAACUCUAAUUUAGAUAAUAAAACAUGUCUUCAGCCGAUGGUCCUCCCACAAAUCUCAGCCUUGUCCGAAUGGUGGCGGCCGAGGCUGUGGGGACGUUCGUGUUGAUGUUCUGCAUUAGUGGGAUAAUCGGAAACCUGAAUUCGAUGGGGAUUCAAACCGGGCUUUUGGAAUAUGCAGCGACCGCAGGUCUUACUGUGGUGGUGAUCGUCUUCUCGAUAGGCCCCAUUUCCGGGGCUCAUAUCAACCCUGCAGUCACAAUCGCCUUUGCAACGGCCGGCCCCUUCCCUUGGUCUAAGGUUCCAUUGUAUGUUAUUGCACAAGUAGGGGGGUCGGUUCUGGCGACGUACGCAGGGCAGUUCGUGUACGACAUCAAGCCGGAGCUGAUGCUGACGACGCCAGCCCGUCGGGGGUGGAUCGACGCCUUCUUGGUGGAGCUCGUCGCGACGUUCAUCGUGCUCUUCAUGACUACAUCGUUGUUCAACGAAUUGCAAUCGCUCAAAUAUGUGUCUGGAUUUGUUGCUGGAGGGGCUAUAUGUUUGGGAGUCCUUGUCUCGGGGCCCGUCUCAGGAGGAUCAAUGAACCCGGCAAGAUCACUAGGACCAGCACUUGUUACAUGGAGAUUUGAUAGAUUGUGGGUAUAUCUUGUAGCCCCGACGGUCGGAGCCAUAGCCGGUGUUGUUUUUUAUCGAGCCUUGCGCCUCCAAGGCUGGUCUUGCGACAUCAUCCAAGGCACCCAUCCCUCAUUGCAGUAGGGUGUGUCACUCCAGUUAUAGUGAUGUAGUAGUACAGAAAUUCAAAUGCAUUGCUUGGCUUUUUUCACUUCUCUAUAUUCAUCAAGAUUGCAAAUGUAAUGUCACAAUAUAUGUUGUCUAGGCUUGAUAAAAGUUAGUAGGAGUUCGGUUGCCAAGUUACUAUUUA
Molecule: messenger RNA, 982 nt
Organism: Salvia hispanica
Lineage: Eukaryota; Viridiplantae; Streptophyta; Magnoliopsida; Lamiales; Lamiaceae
Gene: NIP7;1
Product: NOD26-like intrinsic protein 7;1
Biological process (GO): transmembrane transport
Cellular component (GO): membrane
Molecular function (GO): channel activity
Source: RefSeq, a predicted model, not a curated record